GCCAAGUUUUAUAUUAAAGAAAACUCUUUAAGUAGCUCAAAUAUAAUGCAAAGUAGGAAAGGUAUAAAUAAAUGAAAAAGAAACUACAAACAAUUGGAAAGAAAAGAAAGGCCCCGCAACCCCAUAUCCCCUGGGCCUUGACCCAACGGGUCCAACCGGCCCACUCUAACCCCUCGCCCCUGUUUCCUGUAUCUCGGGCGCGUCCGACCGAGCACCCGCUCGCGCUCGUCCCCGUCGAACCCCUUCACCGGCGAUGGCCAGGAGGAUAAGGCCUCCACCGAGGCACCCCCCAUAGAUAUUUUCUUCCCCUGCCUCCGCCCACUUCCACAUGCCCCAGCGCUCUCCACUCACCUCGCUCUCUCCCUCCUCACUGAUUCCCCAUCUCCCGAGCGCGGCCGUCACCGACCACCACGCUUCGUCGCGGCCACCGGCGUUUCCGCGCCCGCAGCUCGUGUCCACGAGCACAGCCUCGUUCGUCUCCGUCGACUGGAGCCGUCCAUUUGAGCCGGGCGAUGCCACUGUGCGCAGAUCGAGCCGGUCUUGUCUUCUGCAUCACCGGCAAUCGCCGUCGACCUCGCUCUGCCACAACCACCGGCCACCUCUCGCCCCGCUGUUGCGUCCGCGAAGACCGCCGCCGUCCACUACAUCCUCUACGCCAACAAACACGAGCCGGGGAGCACAUCUGCGACCACUACGACUCCAUCUUCCUCCUUCGACCACCGCCGAUCUCCUCCGAUCCCGGCGUCUUCUCCGUCUGCGACGAGCUCUGCAGCUCCUAAACCUCCCGCCGAGCCUCCGUGUGCUCCUAGACCUCGAGACCGCUGCUGAUGCCCCUGUGAUCGACUACGUCGACGACGACCCUCCUUGUCUGAGCAACCAGAUGGUGGAUCCCUGGAGCCAGAUGCCACCGCCGAUGAAUGCUGCUAUAUGGAGACCACCGACGAGCAGGAGUAGUUAGGAGGUCCCAGGCAGGAGGCCUUGCCUCUUCGAUCGUGUUGCUUUUGUGCUAGCCUUCUUAAGGCAUCCUUGUUUAACUUAUGUCUGUACUCAGAUAUUGUUGCUUCCGCUGACUCUUGUGUAUCGAGCUUGUAUUCGAGCCCUCAAGGCCCCUGGCUUGUAAUAUAAAGCUUGUAUUAUUUUA
Molecule: messenger RNA, 1141 nt
Organism: Triticum aestivum (bread wheat)
Lineage: Eukaryota; Viridiplantae; Streptophyta; Magnoliopsida; Poales; Poaceae
Exons: 3
Coding region: 329-958 (209 amino acids)
Source: RefSeq, a predicted model, not a curated record